This is a messenger RNA of Aureobasidium uvarum, 1038 nucleotides long. The record is from the annotation of a GenBank genome assembly. NCBI's taxonomy places the organism in Eukaryota, Fungi, Ascomycota, Dothideomycetes, Dothideales, Saccotheciaceae.
AUGUCUUUUAUCAAACUUUCACUUGCCGCUUUGGCUGCAAGCACAACUCUCAGCCACGGUUAUCAACUGGUUGAGCAACACAUCGGCAGUACUUUCUUCGACAGCUUCGACUUUUUCACUAAGGCCGAUCCCACGAACGGCGCAACUGCCUACACCUCGAGACUUACUGCUGCCCCUAACAAGCUCAUUGGCGUCGUCCUCAACGACGAUGGUUCUGAGCCUUCUGCUUAUAUCGGCGUGGACUCUACAACGAUUACUGCCAAUCGCCCUUCUGUUCGCCUUACCUCCAANAAGUCCUACAACCACGCCCUAGUGCUCGCUGAUAUCAAGCAUAUGCCUAGCGGUUGUGGUGUAUGGCCUGCACUCUGGAUGACGGGUCCGAACUGGCCCAAUUCAGGAGAAAUCGAUAUUGUACUCAAUGGUCACGAUUACAACACAGCAACCCUUCACACUUCCGCCAACUGUGCCAUAACAGGCACCAACCGCGGCCACUCUGACCUCUUCUCCGGAACCCUUACGACACCCGACUGCGACGUCAAUUCUCCUUCACAAAGUAAGAAUGCCGGGUGCGGGAUCCGCGCACCUCCAAACGACACUUUCACCGUCGGCAACGAGAGCUGCAUCCACUCCACCGCCGGCGACAACUUCAACGCCCAGCUCGGCGGUGUCUACGCAACCCUCUGGACCUCCACCGGCGUCUCCAUCUACUUUUUCCCUCGCGAGUACAUUCCCAACGACAUUAAAUCCAACACCCCUGACCCAUCUUCCUGGACCUCUAAACCUCAAGCUGUCUUCUCUGGCGACGGAUGCAAUUUCGACGCUCACCUCAAAGACCUGCAACUCGUCAUCAAUACUGAUUUUUGCGGUGAUUGGGCUGGCAACACUUGGAGUCAAGACGGAUGUGAUGUCAAGACUGGGGUUACUACUUGUGCUGAGUAUGUCAAGAACAACCCAAAGGCUUUCGAGACUGCUUAUUGGUUGUUCAAUUCGAUUAGCAUNUUUUCGAAUGAGACUGCUGUUCUUGGGGCUGACGAUUAG